UCUGUAAUUGAAAAUGGUGGCAAGUUAUUGCUUCCAAUGUGGGUCACCAUCUUCAUCAACGUGAAUCACGAGAGAUGGGCCCGAUUCGGCUUGACCCAGGAGCCAUGGCCCUUUGCCAUCCACUGAUCUUUAACCAAGUUGCUUUUUCUGGGGGCUGAUUUAUCAUCGGGCAAAAGUUUACGGAAACUCGUCCAGAUGACAGUUUAGCCGCCUCAGUUCUGCUGAGGCUCCGAUCCCCUUCUGUGUUUCUAGUCUAUCUAAAACGCUGCAAGCCCAUCUUUGAAGGAGAUGGGCAAAGCUGCUUUGAUUAGUCGGGGCUGCCGUGUGCAGGAAUUGUAAGAUGCGGAAUACUAGUCCAAGUCCUCCCAAGUCAAGUCUACAAUUAUACAACAGCUCAAGCUGCUUGGCUAGUUUCCACUUGAUUCCUCCUCCUCCUUCUCCUUCUCCUUCUCCUUAGCUUUUGUCUCGGGCGCCAAAGUCUUGGUCUUUGGAUGACUUAAGACAAAGAGGUUCACACAUCGGGGGUCAAGUCAUUCCCCAAAAGCAGCAUUGUUCUUAUCCCUCUUGCAUCCUCUUCCUUUUUACAUGCACCCUCCUCCCCUGUUUUUGCUCCAAACACCAUCUCCAUUCGGAUGGAUCUUACCAUGUCGUGUUCCUCCCUCUCCUUGCUCUUCUUCAUCUCCCUCCAUAUUCACUUCCUGGUGCCAGGUUCUGGCAAAUUCCUGCCGUUCCGAGAGUGCGCUCCUUUCGUUUGCGGAGAUAAAAAUAUCAGCUAUCCUUUUAGGCAUAAUGAGCGACCGACUCACUGUGGAUAUCCAGGCUAUGAGCUCGGAUGUGACGGACAUAACCCAACCCUGGUUAUGGAGUCCCUGACAUAUCGGGUAAUCCACAUGAAUACGAACAUGCAGAUCCUUGAAGUGGCAAGGAAGGAUUUAUCGGACGAUUUAUGUCAUGGAGCACAUGUCAACACCACUUUGAACUCCAGUCUCUUCAACUACACUUCCAGUGACCUCAAUUCCAUCUUAUUCUACGAUUGCGAUUCAUCGCCGAUCUUUGGAUCUUAUCCGUUCUCGUGUCCUACGUCUGGAGAUAGCUACUUUGCUCCAGUUGUGGACCUUGAACACCUACCACAAGAGCUAUGCAACUUCAGUGUCCUUGUCCCAAUUUCACAAAGUGAUGAAGCUCCAGAUCGACCACCACCAUCGGAGGACAGCGAUUUUGGUGCUCCUAUUAAUCAUGCUGCUCGAAUUAGUGAGAUCCUGAACAAAGGCUUUGAGAUCACCUGGAUUGCCAACACAGCGCAGUGUGAAAAUUGCACUGAAUCGGGGGGAAUAUGCGGGUACGACUGGAAAAGGCAACGAUUCAAUUGUUUCUGCACUGAUGGAGCCUAUUCACCGACCUGCAACGGAACACGAGUUCCAGGAAGCUUCCCUUCAAGUAUGUAUACUUACUCUCACCUAUUUUGUGGUUUUCAAUUAGCUAAAGCCGUUCAAUGAGAUGGAUUGCUGGGCAUAACCUUCCCUUUGCUUGUUAAUUGGAAAACAACCUGCUCAUGCCCCUAGAGCCUGACAAUCUCUUUUUGCUGGGCAUACCCUUCCCUCUAAUACAAUGAAGUGCAGUCAUCUCAUCAUCGCUACGACAUGAUCAUGUUACAAUUUCGACUCCGAGUUUUAAAACUUAAUCACCCCAUUCUCAACAACCUUCCUUGCCUUAAUCGUUUGAUCAUUAGGUCGGUAUCUGCGACCCCCAAGAUCCAACUGUUUAAAUACAUCGAUUGAAUAUGCUCCGAGUUUACUGUAAAAUUUCACGUCAUGGACAAGUGAUCUAGAUCGGAAUACGUUAGCCGAUAAGUCAAUUAACCUAAAAUUUAGGUUUGACUUGUUCUUUACUUGUCAUUACAUGGACUCUUGACCCCUCAAAUGGCCUAGACUUUUUCGCAGUGAGAACAUUAAAAAAGUUUCACUUUUCAAUUUCAACUGCUUAGGAAGAAAUCCGUAGGAAAUUUCUUCCCAUGUUUCCUGGCCACAUCUUCCUCAUCACUUCCAACCCCAGACCCAGUUUCAACGUUCGAUAGCCAUCUUUUAGAUUUCCAUCCUUCACGAAAUUUCAGAAGACUGAAACUUGUCUCGGUCAAAGUCAAC
Syzygium oleosum is the source of this 2141-nucleotide messenger RNA. RefSeq names its product LEAF RUST 10 DISEASE-RESISTANCE LOCUS RECEPTOR-LIKE PROTEIN KINASE-like 1.3. The coding region runs from base 633 to 1496 and encodes 287 amino acids. Lineage: Eukaryota; Viridiplantae; Streptophyta; Magnoliopsida; Myrtales; Myrtaceae. The record is from RefSeq and is a predicted model, not a curated record. The transcript has a single exon. Gene Ontology annotation, molecular function: polysaccharide binding.